UGUCCCCCAGCCCCACAACCAUUUUCAUUGCCCUCCACUGGACUCUCCAAUGUGUCCACAUCCUUUCUGUAGUGGGGGCCACAGCUGGACACAGCACUCCAGAUGUGGCCUCCCCAGUGCUGAACAGAGGGAAGAAUCACUUCCCUCGAUCUCUCCAACAAUUGGUUUAGUAUUGUUCUGUACUCAAAAAACGAUUGAAAGCUCAGAGCUGGCCUUUUCCAAGGGGCGCCUUGAGUCUACAAAGGUUGAAAACCACUGGUUUAGAAAAACAAACAGCCCCUCGACCUUCCAGCAUCACAAGGCAAGUAAAAUAUAAAGAAACCCACUUUUCUCCCCUUUCCACCUCAUGGGUUUGCGAGCCAGGCUCAUGAGUUUCAGUGGGCCUGGUCCAUUAUCUCUGCAAGCUCAGACGUGACAUAAGUAUGAAGCUUUACUGUUGUCACGUAGCCCCAGAGCUCUCCAUCGCCCGUGCUGGCCCCUCUUUUGUGUGCACACAUCCACAGUCUUGCCCCGGUCAUCAUCCGUGGAGGCACCUAGACAUCUGGGCAGCGGCUUUGUAAGCACUAUUGUGUGACAUUAAUUGCAUCAUAAGGUGAAGAUGCAAUAACCUGAGAGUUUCAGCAAUGCUGUCUACUCAUUACAAACAGCUCUGUGAGACGUGUGGGUUCAACAGGGGCAUCACUUCACCAUCUAGUGUGUGGGGAAACUAAAGCACUAAGAUAGGUGUCUUUCCCAGGGUUACAUAGGGCGUCGGUGGCAGAGGUGGAGCUGGAGUUGAGGAGUUCCUAGAUCCCAGUCCAGCAUUGAAUCUAAUUACCCAGAGCUGCACUCAGGUUGUUCCAGCCUUUUCAUCCAGCUCUUUUGCCAAUCUCAGCUCCGGACCCCGACGGAGGGUCAAAUCUCUGAAGGGUCAAGGAUUUUCUCUCUCUCUUUUAUGCUUCCACCCCCCCGCCCAGAAAUAUAAAGGGCAGAAAUGAAGGUGGUUUCCUCCCAGAGUGAUAAACCUGUCAGCAGUAGAGCUCUUUUUCCAACUGUUUGUUCAUGCACUUGAGUUUUUAUGGAUAAAAAGCAACGUUUUAAACAGUUUUCCUGUCCUUCCCGACAGAAUCAGGUUUGUAUUCAAGCCUUCUCUGACGCCCUGCCUCCACCAGCUCUCAUCUCUUCUCCUCUCGCUCGCUGGCUCCUUCGGAAAGCCAGAGUCAACAAACCUGGAAUUCUUCAUGUAAAUGAAAAUACGAGUCAAAAACAAGCAGACAAAACACCACCACCACCCUUUGGCUCAGGCUCGUCUCUCGUUCCGCGCUGGACUCCGGCUGUGACCAACCCAGAGUUCAGGGCACUUUGUUCCAGCUUUCCAGGGAGGCUCAUUUGCAAAGUUCAGCUCCAGCUCUGGGUUCAGAUCUUAGCCCCAUUCCCCUAACUAAGGGAGAUGAACUGGGCACCAGGCCUGGGUGCUGUUUUGGGGGACUGCAAAAAUAGCAGUCACUGCCACUGACGCCUGAGGCAAAGAAGGGCCCAUUUCUCCUAAUUUUAUCGUAACAUGGACACUUCAUGCCAACCCCAAUCACAACUGCAUAUUGUGAGGCAUUUUUCGGAGUCCAAAUGGGGAAACUGAGGAUGAAGAGAAAAGCAAAACCUAGCCCGUCCUAUGCACCUCAUCAGCCCACCCUAUGCUCCUAGCCCACCCUAUGCACCUAGCCCAUCCAAUGCACCUCAUUGGCACAUCCUAUGCACCUAGCCUACCCUAUGCACCUCAUCAGCUCAUCCUAUGCACCUGGGCCACCCUAUGUACCUGAUCAGUUCAUCCUCUGCUCCUAGCCCAUCCAGUGCACCUCAUCGGCACAUCCUAUGCACCUAGCCCGCCCUAUGCACCUCAUCAGAUCAUCCUCUGCUCUUAGCCCAUCCAAUGCACCUCAUUGCUCCAUCCUACGUACUUAGCCCAUUCAAUGCACCUCAUCAGCUCAUCCUCUCCUCCUAGCCCAUCCAAUGCACCUCAUUGCCCCAUCCUAUGCAACUAGUCCACACUAGGCACCUCAUCGGUCCAUCCUAUGCACCUAGCCCACCCUAUGCACCUCAUCAGCUCGUCCUCUGCUCCUAGCCCAUCCAAUGCACCUUAUCGGCCCAUCCUUUGCAACUAGCCCGCCCUAUGCACCUCAUCGGCUGCCCAGUGCUAUGGCAUGGAUGGAGCAUGUACAUGCAUGUGCAUGUGUGUGUGCAUGCGUGCAUGUGUUUCUGCCCCUAUGCAGAUCUGAGGAGGAUGCCUUCCUGCUCCAUCGGCAAUUCAUAAAAUAUUUGCUGCAAAGCUUAAGUUUUCAUGCAAGCACCAGUGCUCACAUCAGGUAGGGCUGGCGGGGCCCUCUGGAUGUCCCAUCUAGUCCAUCUCCCUGUUCAAGGCAGGAUCAUGCCUGUCUAAAGCAUCCUAGACAAGUAUUUGUCCGUCCCCUUCCUAAAAUUACACACUCUCACCUUGUCACACAGUUUUGCAUCAAAACACCAAGACCCCCCAAUCUGCCAUAGGGAAUGAAACAUAAUCCUUGUCCUAGCCCCCGCAGGGCUAUUAAAACACCCCAAGGACUUCAGCCACUUGCACGUGCUUUCAACACGACCCAGGCUCCUUUUUCCGGGCAAGACCAAGGGCACUAAUUGCCCGAGGCUGAUUGGCUGCAGCAGCUUGGUUGCUUAGCCGUGGCCUCUCAGGCCCUCCUCCUUGCAGAAAAACCAAGGUAUUUCCAACCAAGGUGCUGCAACUCUCUGGUCUUUGUCCAAGGGGGCUUCAUGCCUGCAGAGAGGCACUGGCCAUGACAUGAGGCCCCCCCAGCUUUGGGAGCCCCAGCUGGGAAGUGUCAGCUUUCGGCCCCCCCAAAAGCAUCACGAAGCAGUUACGGGGAUGAGGUUUUUCCUUCAAUAUGUCACCUGCUUCCUUGCCUUCUUCUCCUCUGGGUUUCUCAUCAUGGCGACCUGGACAGACUGCUGGAUGGUGAACGCCGACGACUCGCUGGAGCCCUUCUUUAGAGUGAAGCUGGUGCUGACCUGAGCCACGAUGAUCACAGCCGACAUCCUGGCAGGAUUCGGAUUCACCUUCCUGCUGCUGGGUCUCGACUGCGUCAAGUUCCUCACCGACGAGCCCAACAUCAAGCUCCGCAUCUGCCUGGUGUCGGGGGUUAUGCUGCUCACGGCAGGCAUCCCAGGCCUCAUUGGCUCGGUGUGGUACGCUAUUGGUGUGUAUGUGGAGCGCUCCUCUCUGGCCUUGCACAAUGUGUUUCUUGGUAUCCAGUAUAAAUUUGGCUGGUCCUGCUGGCUUGGUAUGGCUGGGUCGCUGGGAUGCUUCAUGUCUGGGGCCGUGCUCACCUGUUGCGUGUAUCUCUUCAGAGAUGUUGGCUCUGGGAGGUUUCACUCUCCUCGCUCCCUGAGGAAGAUGUAUUCCCCAGCGGGCACCAUUGUGGCAAACGCGUACCGUCCGUCUUCUCGGACAGCCACUGCCCAAAUGUACGCGGUGGUGUGACACCAGAGUGUGAGGAGCAGAAGAGGGUGAGAUAAAGUGCUCUGCUCUCAGCUUUCUCUGUACACGCAGAGCCCUGGACUCCAGCGGUUGCCAGACAGAUGCUCAGUUCCCACUUAAAGAGAUGUGGCAGAAAGAAAAAUAAUCAACAGCAAGGAUGCAACCUCGGAGAAUUAAGGACUCCCGCUGGGUUGAAUAUGGAGAGGUGCCAAGCACCUGCUAAGCUAACUCAGUCUGUCAGACUGUGGCUCACAAGGUUUCAUGCAAAUUAAAUCAGCUUCUUACAGGAUCAGGGCCUGAUAUUCUGUAUAAAACCCUCAGACAGUAAGUCAGAGCCGGUGUGUGCCUGACAACAUGCUGCCAGCCCAGGCAGAAGGGCUUUGGCUAGGAGAAGCGGCUACUGGGGAGCUGGUACAUGAGUGCGUUCCCUUCAUGAGAGCAGCAAUGUGUUCAUGCAGAAUAAAGAGGGUUGUAUGAAACUCCACCACCGCUGUCAGAGUCUGGAGCCUGUGGAUAUCCUAGCAGGAAACACGCUACUAAAGAAGAUGCAAUCAUCCCUGUGACUCGCCAGCCUCGUCCUUCUGCAUAUUGCAAGCUUUAAACUGUCUCCUGCAAUACGCUUUGUCUUCAAGAUAGGCUGAAACCAGGAGGGGAGCUUUAUCUGACCAGGAGAAACAAAGGCAUGCUUCGUGUCCUGAUGCUUUGCUGCUCAAAAAUGCUUUAAGAAAUGUCGAGAGAAGGAAAAGAUGAGCGCAGGAGGAAUAAAGCAGGUGUGAUUCAGUCACUGAGCCUGCCGAGAACGGAUGCGAAGGUAUGGGAGAGAAAGGAGUACAAGUCAUCCUCCAGCUGUUUCUCCCUGAAGGUUUUCGCCUGUGAGUGUGCAUGACGGGGAGAGAAGGCUAAUACUACAUCCAAAAUCAGCCUUUUUGCUCCUGUGUUUCAAAUCAUUGGAGACCACCAGGUUGCAAAAGAGGUUUCAUAACUGCCACAAAAGGGAGGGACUUGGGGCUACGCAGCUCAGCCCAGAUUGGGCCAUUUCACUGGGGUACAAGACCCACGAUGCCCUGAUCCUAGGACUUAGGACCGUGGGGCUAGACGGGACCUCAGAGGCCACCAAGUUCAGCCCCCUGCUCAGAUGCAGGAGGUGCUGUUCCCCACAUCCCAGACCCACGCCUGCCCAGUCUUUGCUUGGAAACUUCCCCUGGAGAUGCCCCCACGAUGGCAGAGGAGCUGGGUUAGCAGCCACACAGGUAAGCACUGGAGAAGGUGUGUUUCUCUUGUGCUAUCACCUCUCCAACAAAUGCAGAUCCAUUUGCUGUCCUGAGGCUCAUCUGAGGGCAGGCAAAGACCAAGGCAACCAGGCUGUGCUAGCCUAACCCAACUGAAAGCCCAGACACAGAUAGAUGAUGGUGUUUUAAUGUUUGUCCUCCCAACCACCAUCCUCAUCCUGAUGCCCCAAAGACCAAACAAGCUAAAAAAAUGUCCCUUUUAUUUUUCCUUUUGCAUUUUGUUAAGCUGGGGACAGCUGCCUUCUCACUAUGGAUUUUUCUAUAACAUUUGUAAGGUGUGAAUAAAUAGUCGUAUAUGCUAAAGGAGCAGGGUGUGUGCAUCCAGCGUGUAGCAAAUGCUGCCUUAAAUCACACUGCAUCAUCCGGGGUUGUAAAAGUGUGUGGAUGCCAAACCAAUCUGUAAGAAACGGGGACCAGAGGCCAUUUGGGAUGAGAGUGGAAUAAAGUUUAACUAUGCAAAGUUCAGGCCGAGGCAUCUUCAAGGGACCUCACCAUUGCCUUGAGGGGCUGGGGGACAAGUUGCACAGCUGAGGUUAGUGGUCUAUAAAAACGGGUCCUAUGCCCCGUUCCUUCCCAAUCUGGAUCAUGCUUGCAUUCGCCUGGUUAUUUGAUCACUUGUUGGCUUCAGUCUGUACGACUGUGAGUCUGCUGAUGGAUUUGAUCCUAAUGGUAACUUUGAUUUGGUGAUGGCAAUGCUGGAUUUUUCUGAGCUUUGCUGAACUUCCUCUGCUGCUUAGUGACCUUUUGAAGAGACUCAUAUUUUGUUUGGGCUCCAUCUAAACCAGUGGUGUUCAACCUUUUUUUCAUUUGCGGACUCCUAAAAAUGUUCAAAUGAAGGUGCAGACCCCUUUGAAUGGUAAGUGUGGGUAUUAGUCACAUACUUUUGAUUGAGCCUAGCCAUCUUUCCGGGACCCCUUAGACAUAGUCUAAAGACCCCCAGAGGCCCAUGGACCACAGGAUGAAAACCACUGGUCAAAUCUAUUCCCAUUUCCAGGGCACUGCCAGGCUGGAUUGGGAUUUAAGGCAGGCUGUUCCUGGGAUUUAAGCUUUUUUGGUCUGUUUGUGUCAUAGUCACUCCUUAAAAUGCAGGUGCCUGGUCACCUAUUUCCCCUGAGCGCUGCUGGGCUAACCAAGCUGCCAAGCUGUCUCCUAAGACUUCAGGAUCCACUUCUAUGGGAAUGCCCUUUCUCUCCCUUUCAAGCUCAAGGUCUCAGUCCUCCGAAUCAACUGGAUCAAUCAUUUGGUGGUUUUUGCCAUUAGCCAUUUUCAUACCAGGCUUUCAUCCCAUGCAGGUAACUAAGCCCCGAAACAUCUGCCUGGAAUAAGAAGAAAUAGUAGCUCCUAGGAGGGUGGUCAGCAGCGUGCUCGGGACCCCGGGUCUCUGUGCUCAGCUCCCCAGACUGAGUUUAGGGGGCUGAGCCCAUUUGCAAUGCUCGAGGCAGGACAGGGGUGGGCAGCAGGAGCCCGGCACACAGCCACAACCUUCUUGGAGGAACUGGACUGAAUAAGGGACCCCCCAAGACAAGUGUGUGAACCCUACUUUCCCCUUUGAUCAGCACUGGGGAGGCCACAUCUGGAGUGCUGUGUCCAGCUGUGGGCGCCCCACUGCAAAAAGGAUGUGGACAAGUUGGAGAGAGUCCAGCGGAGGGCAAUGAAAAUGGUUGGGGGCUGGGGGCAUGACUGGUGAGGAGAGGCUGAGGGAAUGGGCUGAUUGAGUCUGCAGAAGAGAAGACCAAGGGGGAUUGAACAGCAGCCUUCACCUCCCUGCAGGGGGGCUGCAACGAGGAUGGAGCUGGGCUGGUCUCAGUGGGGGCAGAUGGCAGAAGGAGCAAUGGGCUCAAGCUGCAGCAAAGGAUGUUGAGGUUGGAUAUUAGGAGAAACUUCCUCACUAGCAGGGUGGUGAAGCACUAAAAUGGGUCACUCAGAGAGGUGGUGGACUCUCCAUCCUUGGAGGUUUUAAGACCCAGGUAGACAAAGCCUUGUCUGGGAUGAUGAAGUUGGGGCUGGUCCUGCUUGGAGCAGGCGGUUGGACUAGACGUGAUCUCCUGAGCUCCCUUCAACCCUUGUCUUCUAGGAUUGUGUGAUACUUGGGAAUGGUCAAGAUGGGAUUAAUAAGCAGAACAGCUCUUCCCCCAGCCCUGCCUAGCAGCAGCUGGGGUAAAACUCCAGGCAGGGUUUGGGGGAGGGAGGGGAAGCCCCUCCAACAGGCUCCUUAACAGCAGCUUGGCAAGAAGAUCCCACGGGAUGGGGAGAAAACCAAGAUUAUCAGGUUCUUGGGAGGACCAGGAGCCAGUGUCCUAUUGGGCCAGGGUGCUGUGACAGCCCCUGAGUGACAGGAUGCCGGAUCAAACCCUUCACACGUACCUUAGGAUGGGAAGUGACCCGAUGAAGGUCCUUUUGGUAGGUGAAGACCGGCCAGCGGACGCAAAUAUUGAUAGCUGGAAAAUCACCUCCCUGAUUAGUUUUUUCCACUCUUUCCAAACAUAUAUUGAUUUCCUAGUGCAAUGCACACCAGAUCAUAGUUUUCUAAUAUAACACUGAAAUCUGCAUGGCCCAUUUUCUGCCUGCCAUAGUUCAGCUUCCCUGCCAGCUUCAUCAGCUUCAAUUAGCCACGGAAAUAAUGUCCUUUGCUCUGAUACUUUAGGAAGAAACAAUUCACCCAUUUGGACGGCUUAUUUUCUAAUAUACGGAUCCCUUCCUCUCACCCCCACCCGUGUUCUUGCAAUGUUUGCAUUGGCUGGAGGGGCCUUGACAAGGAGGUAGAUCCAGAAAGUAGGAUUUUUCUUAAUCAGAGAAAUCUCAGAGCCGCGGGGCUGGCAGGGAGCUGCAGAGGGCACGUCCAGUCCAACCCCUGCCUGAGGCAGGAUCAGCCCCGUCCCAACCAGCUCAAACACAUCCAGCAUCUAAACUCUGCAUAAGACUACCAUCAGCCCUAUCGCAAUGCAAGACAUCACACCUAAACCUGCCCCCGGUAAAGCAGGGGAGACAACCCCCCCAAGUCUGUACCAAUCUUAUUUUAUGGUGCAAUUUUAUGGUGGAAAAUCCUUUCCUGACCCCAAAUGUGGCAAUGGCCUGACCCUGAGCAGAGGGACAAGACCCUCCAGCUAGAAAUCGCAGGCUUUAAAUCCCAGCAUUGGCACAGCCCAGUCCCCAUCCCCAGCCUGGGCUGCAGCCAGCAGCUGGUGCCUCUGGGAGAGGCUUACAAGAAUACAAAAAUAAAAUAAAAAUAAACCCAAUCUUUCACCUGUAGCAUUAAGUGCAUUUAAUGUUUUAGAAAGGGAAGGAACGAAGCCCAGUCUCCGAAUGCCGCAUCAUUUCUAGUCCCUCCUGCAGGCUUUUCCCAGAGGGAGAGGACACUUAAAGUUUUGCUAGGUUAGCAGGGGACCUGCCGUGCUGGAGGUAAUGUCCCUCCUGGCAGCAAGGAGGAGAUGGCAGCCGCACAAAUAGGAACAAGUUCUUGGAAGAGAUUUGAUCCUGGAGGUAGAAAAGUAGCUCUGCUGAUGGCUAGUGCCAGACCCCCUGCCUCUCUUUUGCAAGGCCCAGGAGAUGUUGUCACGUGCUUUGCUUUAGAUGCACUUGAAUUUUAAGCCUUUCCUUAAGGCUUUCAAGGGAUGGGAUGGGAAGGGACGGGAGCAACUAUUCAGGCUGGUUUCUGCCAGGCUGAGACCCAAGUCUUGCAGAUUCUUAAGCAAAGAUGAGAUAAUUGUCAUUACUAGAACGAGUAAGGGCCAGACUCUCAGCACCUUACUUCUUUAAAGGGGAAAACUACAGACUUCCCAGAGGCCUGCGCUCCUCCUGCAGCAUUUAAAAAUAAUGGGCAAACGCACAAUUAUAAUCAUGACAACCCUUCAGCGUGCUUGUUUGCAAGGCUGUGAAUGCAGGCAUUUUCAAUACAGGCUCUCUUGGCAGGCAGGGCCGAUUAUACCCAUUUUACAGGUUAGCCCAUUUUAUCGAGUUCAGCCAGAUUCACCAAGGGAUGUGCUUAGAGGAAAGGGGUAUCGGUCACUAUUGAGCCUGGGAGCGAGGGGCACGGCCUCUGCAUCAGAGCAUCCUAGACCUCAAAUGCUGGAGGCUGCAAGGGAGAGAGAAGCAGAGGAAAACCCUGGUCAAACCUAAUUCAUUCGCCUUUCCAGUCUCCGCUCUCUACCCCUGUGUGGCAGGAGAUUGGGCAAGCUGGGCCCAGUCCAUGGCAGCUCUUAAGGAGCUGGAAACUGAA
Messenger RNA from Alligator mississippiensis (American alligator), 9004 nucleotides. RefSeq names its product claudin 16 (gene CLDN16). The record is from RefSeq and is a predicted model, not a curated record. Gene Ontology annotation, molecular function: structural molecule activity. NCBI's taxonomy places the organism in Eukaryota, Metazoa, Chordata, Crocodylia, Alligatoridae. The transcript has 5 exons. Gene Ontology annotation, biological process: bicellular tight junction assembly; cell adhesion. Gene Ontology annotation, cellular component: bicellular tight junction; plasma membrane.